Messenger RNA from Alosa alosa (allis shad), 2826 nucleotides. RefSeq names its product neoverrucotoxin subunit alpha-like. Lineage: Eukaryota; Metazoa; Chordata; Actinopteri; Clupeiformes; Clupeidae. The record is from RefSeq and is a predicted model, not a curated record.
AUGGCCAUCAGGGUGGCACAAAGUCAACAGUCCAGGCCAGAUCCUGACAGAGACAGUGACUCAGACUUGGUGAUCAGUGCCCUCAGCAGACCGCUGGAAGUAGGCAUGCUCUACAAUGCCUGGAGUGAUCAACUCGUACCAGGUCAGCCCUACACGACAUUCCAAGUGGCCGCCUCUGAGACCCUCAGUGACAAGAUGAGUCUGCUGGACGUGAGCGCCUCAGUGAAGGCCAGCUUCCGGGGACUGGUGGAGGUCAGUGGAUCUGCCAGCUACCUCAAUGAGAAGAGAACCUCCGCUCACCAGUGCAGCGUCACACUGAAGUACCAUGUGACUACUGUGUUCAAGGAGCUUAUGAUAAUUGAACUAGAGACUCCCAAUUCAGAGGUGUUUGAUGUGACAGACGCCACCCAUGUCAUCAGUGGUGUGCUCUACGGGGCUGAUGCCUUCAUGGAGUUCCAACAAACAGCCCGUGAUUAUUCAGAGAGAGAUCCCGACCUUGGCCAUCUCUGGGGAAGCAAGUUUUAUGGUGACACUCAACUGAAAAAACUGCUGAAAAAAAAGGCUGUGGAGGUGUACAAAGAACUGCCCAGCCUGAUGGGGGAGAAAGGAGAGAAGGCCGUGCCUGUGAAGGUCUGGCUGUAUCCACUGAGCAAGCUUAUUAACACUAAGCUCAAGCUCAAAAGAGCCAUAUCAGAGACACUAGUGCCAGUAGCAGAGAAGGCCGUGCCUGUGAAGGUCUGGCUGUAUCCACUGAGCAAGCUUAUUAACACUAAGCUCAAGCUCAAAAGAGCCAUAUCAGAGACACUAGUGCCAGUAGCAGAGAAGGCCGUGCCCUGUGAAGGUCUGGCUCUCAAGCUCAAAAGAGCCAUAUCAGAGACACUAGUGCCAGUAGCAGAGAAGGCGUUUGAUGAUUUCCAACAGACUAAGAUAAGAACCAACGAUCUUCUGGAGGUGAGCAGAGAGAUUGAGGCUGAAGACAUCAUCACCAAACUGGAGCAGUUCCAAAGCAGCCUGAGUGUUUUCACCGUUGAGUUCCUGCGGAAAAUGGCAGUUCUGAUCCCAGCCAUCAGAGCAGGCAACGCAGAGGAAACAGCCCUGAGAGACCUCCUGAUGUCCCAAGAUGCAUCUGGCUUCAGUGGGAAAGAAAUGGAGCAAUGGCUGGAUGGAAAGGAGACUGAGAUCAACACUGUCACCAUGUACAGAAAACUAUUACCAGGUUACAUGAUUAAAACUCCUGAGCUCGACACUUUCCUGAUGGACCCAAAAGUCAAAGAUGCCCUUGUGUUCAGCUUCACCUCUCUGAAUGAUGAGGAAGUCUAUCUGAAAAAAAAAAAACCCACACAGGCAGCGGUGAACCUCAGGAGUGGUUCCAACAGUAGCACAUCUAUACAGGACACAACAGAAAAAGCCCCAUGGAUGUGGACUCCAGAGGCAGAAGAGGCUCUAAGAGACUGCUUUGAGUCCACUGACUGGCGUGUACUGCAGGACAGUGGAAACCUUGAGGAGAUCACUGAUUGUACAGCCGACUACCUCAAUUUUUGCAUGGAUGUCGCAGUUCCCACCAAGACUGUGCGCUGCUUCCCAAACAAUAAACCUUGGGUGACUAGCAGCAUGAGAGACCUCAGGGAGGGUAACACGGUGGAGCUGAGGAAUAUUCAGAAGGAGCUGAAGAUAGCAUUGAGGGCUGCUAAGGAGGCGUAUGGGAGGAAAGUGGAGAUGAAAAUGGAGAACAACACAAGGGAGAUGUGGAAGGGCAUCAAAACAAUGACAGGACUACUCAAGUCCUGUGCAGAUGAGCUAGCUGAGCCAUUGCAACACCUCUUCAACAAGAGCCUGCAUGAGGGCAAGGUUCGCCAUGCACUGGACCCCCUACAGUUUGCUUACCAGGAGAAUGUUGGAGUAGAGGAUGCUAUCCUCUAUCUGCUGCACAGGGUGCAUUUACACCUGGACAAAGGAGGCAGGGCUGUGAGAAUCAUGUUCUUUGAUUUCUCCAGUGCCUUCAACACCAUCCAGCCACUCCUGUUGAGAGACAGACUGCUGCAGAUGGGAGUGGAGACCAGGCUGGUGACCUGGAUUACAGACUACCUCACAGAACACUUCAACUACAAUUCAGAUAGCUGCCACUUGCAAAAGUUCUCAGACGACACAGCCAUUGUGGGAUGUAUUAAAGAUGGGCAGGAGGGGGAGUACAGGGGACUGGUGGAGAAAUUCGUCAGGUGGUGCAGGACCAACCAGCUGCAGCUGAACACCACCAAAACGAAGGAAAUGGUGGUUGAUUUCAGACGCAUACCCCACCCCUUGCUGCCUGUCUCAAUUGAGGGGAGACAGUGGAGACAGUCUGCACUUACAAUCUUUAACAUUGUUCACAAGAACAAAGUGAUCAGUUUCAUUUCAGACUCAAAGUACCCAGGAGCUUCAGUUCAGUGGUAUCACAAUGCAGUCCUCAGGAAUCCACAUGCAACAAAUACGACGGAUCUACCACCAUAUCUAUUUACCUGCAAGCUGACAUUGGACCCAAUCACAGAAAACGGCUGGCUAUAUCUGUCCGAGAGGAACAGGAAGGUGACAGUUGGGACGAGGCGGUCAUAUUUUAAUCAUCCAGACAGAUUUGAUAAAAAGGUCCAGGUUUUAAGCAAAGAGCGUCUGCCUGGACGCUGCUACUGGGAGUGUGAGUUCAGUAGUUUUGAGGGCAGUAGCCGCGCACAGGAAGAGGGGACUCUCCACGCACGCUCCACGAGGAAGAGUGACGCUCUCCCAGCACGGACCUGUUGCCGCUUCCGGGCAGAGUUGGCGCAGAAGUUUGAAACUGAGUCUGUGUUCGUGUGA